Messenger RNA from Ostertagia ostertagi, 567 nucleotides. The record is from the annotation of a GenBank genome assembly. Lineage: Eukaryota; Metazoa; Nematoda; Chromadorea; Rhabditida; Trichostrongylidae.
AUGGUCCAGCUCAAUCAAGAACCACUUGUCAGCUCGAAACCCGGAACUCAACAUGUUCCAAUGGCAGAAGAGUUCCUGAAAACGCAGCGCUGCUUUACGGAAUUCGUUAGCAGGUAUAGACUCAAUAUGACAGACGGUGUCAGGCUUCCACCUCGAAACAGCUCGCUGCAAGUUGACGUCAUGCUAGACAGCUCCCAUCUUUGCGCCAACUUCGAGCAGCUGAACAUCUGCAUGGAUGGACGAUACCGCGAGUUGGUGGACUUCGACUGCCUCGCAAAUCUCACAAGCUCAUCAACGGAUGCUGCUUUUUACCUCCGUCAACUUUCUGCGGCCGAAUUCUUUUGCGACUUUAGCGUUCCGUUCAUCGACUAUUCACAAUGUUCGAAUCUGAUCGCCGAAGACGUUACCGAAGAAUCUUAUUCGCAGUGCACUCAAAUUGACUGGAAUAGUUGUCGGUCAGUAGCGGAAAGCCUCUCCUGCCGACUCUCCCUUAUCGACACCUUCUGUAGAAGUCAUGCUCAGACGCAGGCAUUCGUGCACAUUAUCAGCAGAUUCCGCUGCGGAUGA